This is a messenger RNA of Halteromyces radiatus, 799 nucleotides long. RefSeq lists its product as uncharacterized. Lineage: Eukaryota; Fungi; Mucoromycota; Mucoromycetes; Mucorales; Cunninghamellaceae. The coding region runs from base 1 to 567 and encodes 188 amino acids. The transcript has 8 exons. The record is from RefSeq and is a predicted model, not a curated record.
AUGACAGCUUUACCUGGUUAUGGCUCUUCUAAUGGUUUGGAACUGGAUGGAAUGACAACUAUGAAGAUUCUGGACGGAGCACCAAAUUCAAGUCAACCUAUGUGUACAGGUACUUCUGAAGAUCUUUUUUCAUUUCUUCCUGCUUGGUUGGUUAUUCUCUCCUAUGAUGUUGGUUUCUUCAAGAUCAUUUCUCUAAUGGCAUUGGACUUGGUCGAGGAUGACUGGUGUCUAGGAUCAUUUAUGAAUCUAGAGGCUGGAUCUAGUGCUCAAGCAGUCCUUGGAAGUCCUGCCAAUUGCGCUACCUACUUUGAUGGUCUUAAAAUGUCAGAUGUACUGCUAGUGGCAACCCUUCUUUCUCUCCGAACUCGUGAUGAUGAUGACAUUCAAUUGCAAUAUGAUAUAAAACAUCCACUGGUGUUGACAAGAUACUAUGAUUGUCGCCUAUACAAUCAAAUUAGUAAGUUGUCAGGAAAGAAAAAGAUGAUCAAUCAAUAUUACAUACAAUCACUUGCUUCUUUCUCUCUCUUUUUUUUUUUUAGAUCCUUCCUUUUAUUGUAUGGGGAUUGAUACGGUAUCGCUGUCAGAUGAUAUACACAAGGUAACAUUGAUAUAUAUAAGAAUAACAGUGAUGGAGUACUGUUUUUUGGUUGAUUUUAUCUUCAAACAAAAUGGUGAUAUAAAACGAUCAAUGGUGCAAAAUGAUAAGUCUAAAAAAAAUAAUAGAUGAAAAAAGGAAAUGAUACUAAUAUAUUUCUUCUUUUAUUUUAUUGAUCUUUUAGAUAUUAUUGUCUAUAUAGUC